AUUGCUAAACAGUGCCGCUGCACGGCAAAGAGCGCCAUAGGUUACAACUCUCAGUUCACAAUGCAGGCAGGUCGUUUGCUGAAUGUGUUGAUACUGGCUACGUUCGCCAUACUGAAGACAUGCGGCAGAACAACCCAGAGCCCGUGUGACAUUAACAAUGGUCAGUGCAGUGACUUUUGUGUCCCGUAUCCAAACUACCAAAUACCGUACGACGAUCUUCCUUCUGGAUACUACUGCGCAUGUCCUAGUAGGAAAAUGACAUUCAGGGGGACUCUUUGUUUGCCACGAAACCAUCCCUGUUUUAAUAACCGCAAUUGCAGAAACUCUGAAAAAUGUGUCCCCACGGGAAGCCGAGACGGACACGGUUACAGAUGCGACUGUAGGGAGAGCUAUAUUCCCAGAGAAAAUGGAAUCGGAUGCCGGCUUGCCCCUGUGAGACGCACUACGCCAGCACAGACUACGGAAGACGGGGGCCAACGACGGACUCUCAGGACCAGAAUAACCCCAGCACCUGUCUUCACUAAUCUAACCACACCUGCGCACACCGCGGCACCUCACCCUUGUGACGUCAACAAUGGCGACUGUGAGCACAUGUGUAGGAGAACAUCAUCGACGAUACGUGUCUGCGAGUGUCGUCUAGGUUAUAGGCUGUACACCGACGGUGUAUCAUGCGAGGAAGCAGAUCCUUGUGAAGACAAUGGCGGGUGCAGUGACGUCUGCAUAGCUAACUGGCCUUCUCGCACGUGUGGCUGCCGUGUUGGUUACAAGCUUGACGGUGACCAAAAGACGUGCAUAGAUGUGGACGAAUGUUGGGUGGGGACUACCCAGUGUGAACAGGAUUGUAUUAACGUACCUGGGUCUUUCCGCUGUGCAUGCCAACGUGGAUAUAGCUUGAAACAAGGAAAAAGAUGUGAAGCCCUGAGCCCGUGUGACAUUAACAAUGGUCAGUGCAGUGACCUGUGUGUCCCGUAUCCAAACUACAGAAUACCGUACGACAAUCUUCCUUCUGGAUAA
Messenger RNA from Lingula anatina, 1014 nucleotides. RefSeq lists its product as uncharacterized. Lineage: Eukaryota; Metazoa; Brachiopoda; Lingulata; Lingulida; Lingulidae. The record is from RefSeq and is a predicted model, not a curated record. Gene Ontology annotation, molecular function: calcium ion binding.